AUGUUAAGGUUGGGUAAGGCUUGGCCAAAGAGAGAUUAGGACAGAGCUGGAAUAAGGAUAGAGUAGGGAUAGGGCUAGGGCAGGGCUAAGGAAAGGCUUCGGCAAGGCUAGGACAUGGCUAGAGCAGGGCAAGCCAGGGCAUGGCAAGGCAAACCAAGGCAGAGCAAGGACAAGGCUAGGUCAAGGCCAUCACAAAGCUAGAGCAAGGUUAGAGCAAGGCUUGGGCCAGGCUAGACUAAAGCUCGGGCAGGGCAAUGCUAAAACAGGGAUUUAUCUAAGAGAGGGCUAAGACAAGGCUAGAGCAAGGCUUGGCCAGGACAAAGCUAGGGCGAUACUAUGGCGAGCUACGGAAACGUUACCGUACUCAACAAUAGUAGCCUUUAUCAAAAAUUCUAAGCAUUUUUUUACAAAAUGCCUUUUUAAAUUACUUAAAAACUUUCUAACCUAUUCUUUUUUAGCAAGCAUCAAUUCGUCGUAUAUUAUUGGGAAAGCAAAAGCAAAACCUGAAGUAAGUGUACCUUUUGAAUUUAAAAAAUUUUUUUAACUCUUGUUAUCUCUUUUUAUAUUUUCAACCCAGUUUUACCUACUUUAUGCUUUUGUAAACCAAUUUUACUCAAAAUAACCUUUUUCAGCCAACCGACAAGACGAAAUACGUUCAACACGCCCAUGCCAACGAACACGCCGGCCCAACCCAACUACAAGUCGACCCCAAUUUCAUAGCCAAUGUACUCUCAUACUUGGCUAAGAACCCAGCACAAGACGAAGAAAUGGAUUUGCGACCACAAAAUCACAAGGUUCUACUUGUACCAAGUUCAAAUUAA
Messenger RNA from Bursaphelenchus okinawaensis, 821 nucleotides. The record is from the annotation of a GenBank genome assembly. Lineage: Eukaryota; Metazoa; Nematoda; Chromadorea; Rhabditida; Aphelenchoididae.